GAUUCUUUUUUUCGAAAUCAUGUCCUGGUGUCUCGAUUCUUUGGUGCCGUGUGCAUUCAGUGUUUAAAUACAAUGAACGAAACAGUAGCGACGAUCACAAAUGCUCCUGUCUUGUAAAGGAAUCAUUAUGUGGAAGAUAAUAGUGUUGUGUACGAUCCUGGGUCUGGCGAUCGCCGAAAAAGCCAGAUUCAAUAAUUAUAAAGUCUUCAGGAUUAUCCCAACUACAGCGGCACAGGUCGAAAUUCUACGCGAGCUGGAAGAAAUCUCUGAUGGGUUUUCUUUUUGGGAAACACCGAGCUUUGUGGGCAGAAAUGUGGAUCUUAUGGUAGCACCACAUAAAUUGCCCCAAUUCUACGAAAUAAUGGCUCAGAUCGGAAUACCUCAUCAGAUUCAUAUCGAGGAUGUUCAGGCGCUCAUAGAUGAAACGACUCCUAUGAUUCGAUCAAAAUCGUUCGAUUUCACCAACUAUCAGCCUCUUGACAAAAUUUACAACUAUCUAGACGAGUUGGCUAAUAAUUCGGACAAAGUAAAUACUAUUAUAGGCGGCAAGACAUAUGAGGGACGUCAAAUCAAAGGCGUUAAGCUUUCUUUCAAGGCAAAUAAUCCCGGAAUCUUUAUUGAGGGUGGUAUUCAUGCCAGGGAAUGGAUCAGUCCGGCAACUGUCAUGUACAUUUUGAAUGAAUUAUUGACCAGCAAUAAUACAGAUGUCAGAGCUCUGGCCGAGCGUUACGAUUGGUACAUUUUCCCUUCAUUUAAUCCUGACGGAUAUGUAUACACACACACUACGAACCGAAUGUGGAGAAAGACGCGUAAGCCGUAUGGUCUCAUCUGUACUGGCAGCGAUCCCAACAGAAAUUGGGAUUACAAAUGGAUGAGUGGAGGUGCUAGCAGCAAUCCAUGCUCCGAAACCUAUGCCGGAAGUGCGCCGUUCUCCGAUAUAGAAACGAAGAGUAUGUCUGAAUACAUCAAGUCCAUAGCAGAUAAGUUUGACGCAUACAUCUCGUUCCACAGUUAUUCGCAGCUAUUAAUGUUCCCUUACGGCCACACAACAGAACAUCUUGAGAAUUACGACGAGGAAUAUGCCAUCGGUUCUAAAGCGAUUGCAGCUCUCAAACAAAGAUACGGAACAGAGUAUGUAACAGGAAAUAUUGCCGAGACGAUCUAUGUGGCCAGUGGAAGUACUUGCGAUUACAUAAAAGGCACUUAUGGCAAACGUCUCUCCUACACCUAUGAAUUGCGUGAUCGUGGUCGUUAUGGCUUCUUAUUGCCUCCAAAUCAAAUUAUCCCGACUGGAGAAGAGACUCUGGAUUCUCUCGUAGCCAUGUUUAAAGAAGCAGAAGCACGUGGAUUUCCUAAGAAAAAUUAAGACUAACUUAAUUGAUUGUAAAUUUAAUAUUUUAUGUUAAUGAUAUAUAUUUUUGUUAUAUAAAUUGCUGAUUUUUAUGAUAUUAUUUUAUAAUUAAUUAACAAUAAUAAAUUUUGGUAUUUUGAUUUUUAAUAA
Molecule: messenger RNA, 1501 nt
Organism: Cataglyphis hispanica
Lineage: Eukaryota; Metazoa; Arthropoda; Insecta; Hymenoptera; Formicidae
Product: zinc carboxypeptidase-like
Exons: 7
Coding region: 101-1366 (421 amino acids)
Biological process (GO): proteolysis
Molecular function (GO): metallocarboxypeptidase activity; zinc ion binding
Source: RefSeq, a predicted model, not a curated record